GUGCCAUCGCCAUGUUCCGCUAAAGUGCCAUCACCAUUUCGAAAUAGUUUAUUUUUUUUUGGGACCUGGUAAAUUCGUAGAAUUGAAUUGUUGAAGAAAUUGGUGCGGCAUGGCGGACAAACGGAAAUACAAGAAGACGAAGGAGGAAAUCCGGCGCGAGAUUGCGAGGGAGUUCGAUCUCCCUGAGCGCAAGUCCAAAAUAGCCACCAUACUGAAGCAGGAGGAUCAGGCCUACUGCAUCUGCCGCUCCUCCGACUCCGACAGGUUUAUGAUCGGUUGCGAUGGCUGUGAGGAGUGGUACCACGGCGACUGCAUCGGGAUCACCGAGAAGGAGGCCAAGCACAUCAAGCAGUACUACUGCCGGCGCUAAAAAGAGAAUCCGGAGCUGCAGACCAUAUUCCGCCUGGUGGCCACCGAACGGGCGGCCGCCUCGAAUGCCGCCUCCACCAGUUUGAGUGCCACACAGGGCUUGGGUUCGGCUCCAAGUGGCGGAACACCUGGCGGCAGUGGAGCUCCUGGCGCGGCACCCGCACCCGCCCAACUGCCAUCGCUGAAGCGGAAGAACAGCAAUGCAAGGGAGCCAAAGGCGGGCAAGCGGUGCGGCACCUGCGAGGGAUGCCGGCGUCCCAAUUGCAACCAGUGCGAUGCCUGUCGCGUCCGUGUGGGCCACAAGCCGCGCUGCAUAUUCCGCACGUGCGUGGCCCAGGCCCAGGCGACGACCAGUGGCAAGGAGGCGGCGCCACAAGGUCAGGGCCGCAAGCGGGAGAAGGCCGCGCCCAAGGACCGCAAGCCGAAGGUGGGCCUGCGGGCGGCCAGCCCAGAGGUGUACCUCAAUCCGGAGCUGGAGGGCACGCGACAGUGCCACGGUCCGAAAUGCUGCUGCCAGGCGAGGCCGCAGAGCAAGUACUGCAGCGACAAGUGCGGCUUCAAUCUGGCCACCAACCGCAUCUUCCAGGUCCUGCCGCAGCGCCUGCAGGAGUGGAACCUGACGCCCUGCCACGCCGCCGAGGAUACGCGCAAGCACCUGGAGGGCAUCCGGCACAAGCAGUCGCUGGUGCGCUUCGCCCUCGCCGAGCUGGAGAAGCGCUCCGACGAGCUGAACAUGAUUGUGGAGCGGGCCAAGCGCAGCUCCAUCGACGCGAUGGGGCCGCACGACACGGCGGACAUGGAGGACGAGCAGAGCAUGUACUGCAUCACCUGCGGCCACGAGAUUCACUCGCGCACGGCCAUCAAGCACAUGGAGAAGUGCUUCAACAAAUACGAAUCGCAGGCCAGCUUCGGCAGCAUCUUCCAAACGCGCAUGGAGGGCAACAAUAUGUUCUGUGACUUCUACAAUCCGGCCAGCAAGACGUACUGCAAGCGCUUGAGAGUGCUGUGUCCCGAGCACAGCAAGGACCCGAAGGUAAGCGACACGGAUGUGUGCGGCUCGCCGCUGGUCAACGACGUCUUCACGCCCGCCGGCGAGUUUUGCCGGGCGCCGAAGAAGAAUUGCUUCAAGCACUACGCCUGGGAGAAGAUCCGGCGGGCGGAGAUCGAUCUGGAGCGGGUGCGUCAAUGGCUCAAAAUGGACGACCUGAUGGAGCAGGAGCGCAUGCUGCGCCAGCAGCUCACCUCGCGUGCCAAUCUGCUCGGCCUGAUGCUGCACUCCACCUACAACCACGAGGUGAUGGACGAGCUGGUGCGCAAGCAGCAGGAGCAUUUGGCCGAGUUCGAGAAGCAGAAGCGACGCCAGGCGCACCAGCAGCAGAUGCAUGCGCAGCAGAAACUGAAUCAGGAAAAGCACCAGCAGCAGCAAUUGCUACUGCAACAGCAGCAACAGCAGCAGCUGCAACAGCAGCAGCAGCAGCAACAGCAGCAACAGCAGCAGCUGCAACAGCUGCAGCAACAGCAGCAGCAACAGCAGCCACAAAAACUAAUCUACCUGCAGCGAAAGCCAUAGAUUUCCAUUCCCCUAAGCAUACGUAAAAACAAAAGCAAUAAACUGACAUGCAAGAAACCCUUUGGUACGCGAA
Molecule: messenger RNA, 2012 nt
Organism: Drosophila gunungcola (fruit fly)
Lineage: Eukaryota; Metazoa; Arthropoda; Insecta; Diptera; Drosophilidae
Gene: Cfp1
Product: CXXC-type zinc finger protein 1
Biological process (GO): positive regulation of DNA-templated transcription
Cellular component (GO): Set1C/COMPASS complex
Molecular function (GO): zinc ion binding; DNA binding
Source: RefSeq, a predicted model, not a curated record